This is a messenger RNA of Synchiropus splendidus (mandarinfish), 2518 nucleotides long. RefSeq names its product STT3 oligosaccharyltransferase complex catalytic subunit A (gene stt3a). Gene Ontology annotation, molecular function: dolichyl-diphosphooligosaccharide-protein glycotransferase activity. Lineage: Eukaryota; Metazoa; Chordata; Actinopteri; Syngnathiformes; Callionymidae. The transcript has 18 exons. The coding region runs from base 96 to 2213 and encodes 705 amino acids. Gene Ontology annotation, biological process: post-translational protein modification. The record is from RefSeq and is a predicted model, not a curated record. Gene Ontology annotation, cellular component: membrane.
GGGACUAAUUGACGGUGAAGGUUGUGUGUGUAAAAAGUGUAUGAGUUACAGGAACAGAGCGGGUUGUACGGUGAGCUGUGCCUAACCUUGCCAAAAUGACAAAGCUAGGCUUUCUGCGGUUGUCCUAUGAGAAACAGGACACGCUGUUGAAGCUGCUCAUCCUGUCUAUGGCAGCUGUACUCUCGUUCUCCACCAGAUUGUUCUCUGUCCUAAGGUUUGAAAGUGUCAUCCAUGAAUUUGAUCCGUACUUCAACUACCGUACCACCCGCUUCCUUGCAGAGGAGGGAUUCUAUAAGUUUCACAACUGGUUCGAUGACAGGGCAUGGUAUCCGCUUGGGAGAAUCAUCGGUGGCACCAUCUAUCCAGGACUGAUGAUCACCUCUGCUGUCCUGUACCACGUCUUGCAUUUUUUCCACAUCACCAUUGACAUCCGCAAUGUCUGUGUUUUCUUGGCACCCCUGUUUUCAUCCUUUACCGCCAUAGUGACGUACCACUUUACCAAAGAGCUGAAGGAUGCUGGUGCUGGGCUGCUGGCAGCUGCCAUGAUCGCCGUGGUGCCUGGCUACAUCUCGCGUUCUGUCGCUGGCUCCUAUGAUAAUGAGGGUAUCGCCAUCUUCUGCAUGCUGUUGACAUACUACAUGUGGAUUAAGGCGGUGAAAACUGGCUCGGUCUACUGGUCGUCUAUGUGUGCGCUGGCAUACUUCUACAUGGUUUCCUCCUGGGGUGGCUACGUGUUCCUGAUCAAUCUCAUCCCCCUGCACGUCUUGGUGCUGAUGCUCACAGGAAGAUUCUCUCACCGCAUCUACGUGGCUUACUGCACAGUCUACUGCCUUGGCACCAUCCUCUCCAUGCAGAUCUCUUUUGUUGGCUUCCAGCCAGUGCAGUCGUCUGAACACAUGGCUGCAUUCGGGGUCUUUGGUCUGUGCCAGAUUCAUGCCUUUGUGGACUACUUGCGCAGCAAACUCAAUGCCCAGCAGUUCGAGGUGCUCUUCAAAAGUGUCAUCUCCCUGGUUGGAUUUGCCCUGCUCUCCGUCGGUGCUGUUCUCAUGCUCACAGGAAAGAUCUCUCCGUGGACUGGUCGUUUCUACUCCCUGCUGGAUCCUUCUUAUGCCAAGAACAACAUUCCCAUCAUUGCUUCCGUCUCGGAGCACCAGCCCACAACCUGGUCAUCCUACUAUUUUGACCUCCAGCUGCUGGUCUUCAUGUUUCCAGUCGGCCUUUACUACUGUUUUAACAACUUAUCGGAUGCAAGGAUCUUCAUCAUCAUGUACGGUGUCACCAGCAUGUACUUCUCUGCUGUCAUGGUUCGUCUCAUGCUGGUGCUUGCACCCGUCAUGUGCAUCCUUUCGGGCAUCGGCGUGUCCCAGGUGUUGACCACAUACAUGAAAAACCUGGACGUUAGUCGACCAGACAAGAAGAGCAAGAAGCAGCAGGACUCUACUUACCCUAUCAAAAAUGAGGUUGCCAGUGGGAUGAUCCUGGUCAUGGCUUUCUUCCUCAUCACCUACACCUUCCACUCCACCUGGGUCACCAGUGAAGCUUACUCCUCUCCGUCGAUCGUCCUGUCGGCCCGAGGAGGAGACGGCAGCCGCAUCAUCUUUGACGACUUCAGGGAGGCGUAUUACUGGCUGCGACACAACACCCCUGAGGAUUCCAAAGUCAUGUCAUGGUGGGAUUACGGCUACCAGAUCACCGCGAUGGCUAACCGAACCAUCCUGGUGGACAACAACACGUGGAACAACACGCACAUCUCUAGAGUCGGACAGGCCAUGGCGUCUACUGAGGAGCGAGCGUACGAGAUCAUGAGGGAACUGGACGUCAGCUAUGUUCUGGUUAUAUUUGGAGGACUGACUGGUUAUUCAUCUGAUGACAUCAACAAGUUCCUGUGGAUGGUCCGUAUCGGAGGAAGCACGGACACCGGAAAGCACAUCAAGGAGCACGACUACUACACUCCCACCGGAGAGUUCCGAGUCGACCGAGAGGGCUCCCCUGUCCUGCUCAACUGCCUCAUGUACAAGAUGUGCUACUACCGCUUUGGCCAAGUCUACACAGAGGCCAAGCGCCCUCCAGGCUACGACAGAGUGAGGAAUGCUGAGAUCGGGAACAAAGACUUUGAACUGGAUGUGUUGGAGGAGGCGUACACCACAGAGCACUGGCUGGUUAGGAUAUACAAGGUGAAAGAUUUGGACAACCGUGGACUUUCAAGAACAUAAAGCCUUCCACAGAAAUGAAAUCAACCCUCUUAGCGCACAGCACUGAACGCCUUCCCCCUGCCGCCUCACCAAGUCGGAGAAAGUACUUUUAUACUUUUUGUCCCGGGAAGAAAACUGCAUCAGAGAUUUAGGGUUUUUUGUGUUGAUUCUUUCAUAUUGUCAAUUAAAUAGUUUCUGAGCCCAAAUGGUUUUGGUUCUGAAAUUGUUUUUUUUUUUUUUCAUAAAGUGGCCAAAAGGAAAGUCGUGCUCAUGAAUGGACGCGAUGUGUUUGUACAACAUGGGCAAUAAAGUGGGUUAAACACCAG